AUGGUGAAGAAAGAGCCAUCAGCAGCCGUCGAAUAUGAAACGUUACCUUGCUACCGCGGGGAUGAAUUGGCUCAGGAUGUCAGGGUUCUAAACCGAGUUUUCUGGAGUUUCUACCCAUGUAUAAGAGCAUUUAGGCACUGCAAGCCGGUUGUACAGGUAGAUGGCACACACUUGUAUGGAAAAUAUAAAGGAGCGUUGUUGGUCGCAGUUUCUCAAGAUGGUAACAACAAUAUUGUGCCAAUUGCAUUUGCGCUUGUAGAGGGGGAGACAUCAGAUGCAUGGUCCUUUUUCCUUCGUCAUUUGCGAACCCAUGUGGUGACGAAGGAUGGGGUGGGACUUAUCUCUUAUCGACACGAGUCUAUUAGGUCAGCAGUUUCUCGUUGUGAUGGAGCAUGGGAGCCGCCAAGGGCCAGACACAUGUUUUGCAUUAGGCACAUAGCAUCGAACUUCUUGAGGAAGUUCAAGGCACCGUUCAUGAAAAAGCUUGUGGUGAACAUAGGCUAUUCUAAGACAGUGGAUGAAUACGAAAUCCGUUACCAGAGGUUGCGCAGUCGGGGUGAGGCAUACACUCGCUGGCUAGAUCGGAUUCCCCGUGAGCAACACUCUUUGGCAUAUGAUGGUGGCCAUCGAUGGGGUCAUAUGACGACAAAUCUGGUGGAAUGCAUCAAUGGGGUGUUGAAGGAUGCACGCAAUCUUCCCGUCACAGCACUUGUAAAGGCAACUUUUUAUAGACUGAAUGAGUUGUUCACAAGGAAAAGGGAUGGCGCUGAGACUCGUCUUCGAGCCGGACACUUAUUCUCUGAAAUAGUGACCGAAAAGAUUCAGCAAAAUUUGAUUGCGGCUGGAAACAUUAUGGUUAGUUGCUUCGAUCGGCAGAAUGAAGUUUUCGAGGUGAGGGAGAUGCCCAGCGGUGUUGAGUAUGCGGUAGACCUGCAACGUAGGCACUGUGACUGUGGUUAUUUUCAGGUUGAUUGCUUUCCAUGUCGUCACGUUUUUGCAUGUUGUGCAAACCAACGUCUUGAUUGGCAAGUUUACGUUCACGAGGUGUAUCAAAUGGAUGAGAUCCGAAAGGUGUACAGAGCUAGAUUUAGGCCAUUGGGCAACCCAACAACAUGGCCGGUGUAUGGAGGGCCACGGAUGAUACCUAAUCCUUCACUUAAGAGAGUUACCAGAGGUCAUCCCAAACAAACUCGCUUCUUGAAUGAGAUGGACACACGAUCAAUGCGAGGUCCUAGACGUUGUAGGCUAUGCGGUGUAGAAGGACACAGUCGUAGUAGGUGCCCCCAGCGCGCCGGAACCAGUGCACGCGAGCAAGACCCACCGUAA
Molecule: messenger RNA, 1326 nt
Organism: Arachis duranensis
Lineage: Eukaryota; Viridiplantae; Streptophyta; Magnoliopsida; Fabales; Fabaceae
Product: protein FAR1-RELATED SEQUENCE 5-like
Exons: 2
Coding region: 1-1326 (441 amino acids)
Molecular function (GO): zinc ion binding
Source: RefSeq, a predicted model, not a curated record